This is a messenger RNA of Rhinocladiella mackenziei CBS 650.93, 1284 nucleotides long. RefSeq lists its product as uncharacterized. Lineage: Eukaryota; Fungi; Ascomycota; Eurotiomycetes; Chaetothyriales; Herpotrichiellaceae. Gene Ontology annotation, biological process: butyrate catabolic process; fatty acid beta-oxidation using acyl-CoA dehydrogenase. The record is from RefSeq and is a predicted model, not a curated record. Gene Ontology annotation, molecular function: flavin adenine dinucleotide binding. Bases 1 to 1284 code for a protein of 427 amino acids. The transcript is spliced from 2 exons.
AUGAUUGACUUUGAGCUCUCGCCUGAGCAAUUGGCAUUGCGGAAUGCCAUCCGAAGCUUUGCUCAGGCCAAUCUCAAGAGCGCACGGUCGGUGUAUGAGCCUCAAGGAGUUCCUUUCACCAAAUGGGAGGACCGAUUUCGCUCGACGCAGCCCAUAUAUGACAACGCAGUAAAGGCCGGCCUGAUCAAGGCUCAGAUUCCAAAAGAGCUUGGGGGAAUGGGAGGCCCUCUGGUAGAGGCCGCUUUGGUUGUCGAGGAAUUCUAUGCCGUUGAAACCAGCGCAUCUCUGACGAUUCUGGGGAGCGGUCUCGGAUUGACACCUUUGAUCAUGGCAGGAACUCCGGAGCAGCAUCAAAGGUUCUUUCAACCAUUUCUUGACGGCACGGGCUCCCCUCUUGCGAGCCUGGUGUUUUCCGAACCUGGAGGGAGUGCAAAUUUUUCAGAACCAGGGGCGCCAGGUCUCGAAACCGUCGCCAAACUACAGGGUGAGGAGUACGUCAUUUCUGGCGAAAAGAUUUGGGCAACUAACUGCUCGGGGUGGGAUGACCGAGGUGCUGAUGUACAAUGUGUUCUGUGCCGAAUUAUUGGCUCUGCCCCUGCCGAAGAUGUCCGGGGUCAGAUUGCCAUCAUCAUUGUGACACGAGACGAUAUUGCGAACAACGAUGCCGGUGCCUAUUCGGUCCUGUCACACCCAGAGACCAUUGGGCAUACCGCGGUGAAUGGACCUCAUAUCCGCUUCCAAGACUUGCGUGUUCCGAAAUCAAACCUGCUGGCUCCUCCAGGAAAAGGCGCAGAUGUGGUGGAGAUGGCAUUUACCGCCUCAGCCGCCCUGGUUGGAGCCAUGGGAGUUGGGAUCAUGCGAAAGGCCUUCGACCAUGUCUUGGCCUGGGCCAAGACAAAUCAUCGUGGCUCCAAGGAAGCUAUGAUUCACAAACAGAGCGUUGCAGAUCUAUUGAUCAAGAUCAAGACUCGUUGUGAGGCCACGCGGGCCUUGGUUUGGAAGGCCGCGCAUUGUUUUGGGCGGACGAAGUUUGGGGCAGAGCUGUGCUAUGAAGCCAAAAUAUUCGGAUCCGAAAGCGCCGUCGACUCAGUGAUGGAUGCUAUCAAUUUGGUCGGUGUUUCAGCGUAUUCUCGCGGUCAACCAUUAGGUGACUUGCUCAAUGAUGCGAUAGUAUUGCCCAUCUUUGAUGGAGGAAACGUUGGGGUACGGAGAAGACAAAUCGAGGCGAUCUUUGCUAGCGAGUCCUAUGAUGCAUGGGAGACGACAUUUGGGCCAGAAACAUGA